AUGAAUUUUCGGCCUGAGAUGCGGAAAGUAACCCAUGUGCUGCCUCGUGAGGGCACGGGCAAGGCGGCCGGACCUGCCUACGCACCCAUGGGGGUUCCGCCAAUGGUCCCACCCAAGGCCCAUCCUAUGCGACCUGGCUGCGCCGGCUUCACACCAGCUGCGCAUCCUGUGAGCCAUGCCACUCAUCCCACUCAUGCCAGUCAUGCCAGUUCCAGUACUACCCGAAUCCCUGGGGCAACAGCUGGCUUCAAACAUGACCCACGAGGUCGUAGGACCUCGGGUACAGAAGUGCCAAAGGUACCAGCCGCACCAGGUGCACCAGUGGCACCAGCUGCCUCUGAGCAAAGUGCCGAGCAGCCAGCAGCAUCGCCCAGACAAGGCAGCAAAGAGAUGCCAAAGCCACGGGCCACACCGGAGACAAAAGCCAGCGACCGCCAGGUCGUGACCAGGAAGAAAUGGGAGGCCGUGCGUGAACGGGCGCUGACCCUCCUAGCAGCACCGGCCGCAUCACCCAGGAACACUCGCGAAGACGGACCGAAACGACGGCGCCAGGGACGGGGAUCUGAGCGCCCCAAAGGGGGUGGGACGGACGCUGAGGCUGUGCGUGAUCGGGCCCUGACACUUUUGGCAAGCUCCAACUCAGAUAGAAUCAAAGAACGUACCAAGACGUUCAUCCAGAAACACCAUGUGGACAUUUCACUGGAGCCCGAUGAGCUUCCAGGGAUUCCAACUGAUGACUGUGACACCAAGCCAGCUGAACCUGACCCGCAGGAUGACCUUGAUGCCACUCUGGACGCCCCAGCGGCCCCAGCGGCCGCAGCGGCCCCAGAGGCACCAGAGCCAAUGCCCAGCAUCGAGCGGGAGAGUGACCUGCCGGAGGCGUCGCCAGAGGGCGCCACAUUUUCCGAGAAGCCUCCUGUGUCAAAAAAAACCAGUUCCCCAGGCAAGAGCAGUGCACCUUCACCUUUUGCACCACCACCAGGGACACCGUUUGAAACCAGAGAUCCAGUGGAAGAAACACAGCUGGCUCAACUGUCAGCAGGCAUUUUUUGGAUCCUGGGCUGCUUUUUCCAAUGCUUGUUCUUUUCCCUGCGUUUCUGCGUGUGCUGCGCGAAGAGCUCCGCACUGAAUGCGGAGCCCAAGCGCCGUUUCGGUGAUGAGGUGCCAGAGGAAGCCGCGGUGCAUGCAGAAACCACCGAAGCAGUGAGGCCGGUGCUUGAUCACUUUGCAUCACACGUCCCUGCGGCUCUAGCCAUGGCAACACAACCUGACACAGCGGAGACAGGUGGUCAUAGUGCAGCAGCUCGAUCCAGUGUCCCUGCGGCUGCGCGUGACACCGCGGAGACAGGUGAGCAGACUUUGUCCGUGUUGCUGUCCAGUGCGGGGGCCACGCUUAGAGCGGACCUCGAGUUGCAGCUGAUCGGGCGUGCCGCGAAGGGACGGCACAGGCCAGGAGCACAUGGAUCGCAGCACUCAGAACAGAUCUUCGUGCUGCAUGCAGAUAUCUUCAAGAAGUUGCAGCGCAGCACCAGUAGCAGAGGCUUUACAGUAAUCGGCCCUGUGCAUCGGAUCUGCAGCAGUGGCGGAGCCAUCGAGUGCAGCAGCUGGAUCCAUCAAUGCGCUGUUGCUGGCUCCGACAUCGAGCCGCCAGUCACGGUGCUGCACCUUUGCAACCGCGCCUCGCCUGACCAGCAAGGGAUGGACGCCGUCCGCAGUCCUCUUCUGCAGUGGGUGGACAAUACCUGGCCCGGUCCAUGGCUUCCUCAAGAUUACCUCGACACCGGGAGCCAGCUUCGGGCGUAUGGUGGUCGGGAGCUGGGCGUCAUUAAAAUUACGCGGCAGCUUCCGAAGGCACACCUGACAAUCUCUGUCACGAUCGAAGACUGCGUGUUAUGCCUUUGCUUUGCCAAGUUGGAGCCACUUAAAGAAACUUUCCAAUGUCCACAAUGUGGUGGUGUGCGCAAUUGCCGUUCUCGGCAAAGCAAGCUGCGCCGCUUCCGACGGUGUUCCGUCCGUGACGAGUUCCACGAAUGGCCAAGUAAGCGGACUUUGUGCGUGGUCGCGGCCGUGUUCCUUGGACGCGUCGACUGCAAGCGUCGCUGCCGGCUGCUGUUGCGCGCCAAGGUCGCUGAGUGGUCGCCCAUUGGAUUUUGGAGCAGCCCGACAGAUACCGAGAAGCGCAACUUCGUCAGCGUCGCAGCCAUGGGGCCCACGGUGCCCCUGCCCGUGGCCGCGGUGUCCGGCGCCGGCGUCCCGCUGAGGCAUGCCCCUCCGCGGGGUCGAGGAGGGCGUCGUGGCAAGGCGAAGAACAACGAAUUCUACGAUGAGUUGGAAAAGUUGGAAGAUUUCUUUCGACAAGAGGCUGUUUUCAUUGGUGAGGCGGGCAUGGAUUGUGAUGUCGUUGUCAGGGUGCACCAACUGGAUGGAGUGCGACCUGCGCUGAUUGAAGGUCUGGUGUCUCCUGCCAAGAAGGAAGCAUCUUUUGCGGCCACCACUCCUCCCUCGUCUCAGGAGCUGUCUAGCAGCUUUGUGACAUCAAGUAGCAGGUCCUCGUCACCCGAGCUAGGGAGGGACCCUGGGAGCUAUCGUCUCACAGAGGGUCGCUGUGAGGCGUUGAGCAUUCCAUGGCCGUUGGACCUGGAGGAUGAAGCCAAGACAACGGAUGUGGAGGUGUCGUGCAGCCUGCCUCACUGCCUCACUGCUCUGUUUGGACCUCUAGCAGCUUGUGGCACCAUGGGCAUGCUCUUCAGCAAGAUCUGGACUCGGAUGAUCGGAUCCAAAGAGAUGCGGAUUUUGAUGCUUGGUUUAGAUGCCGCCGGCAAAACCACCAUCCUGUACCGCUUGAAGCUGGCUGAGGUGGUUACUACAAUCCCAACGGUAGGAUUCAACGUUGAGACUGUGGAGUACAAGAACAUCAAAUUCAACGUGUGGGAUGUGGGUGGCCAAGACAAGAUUCGCAGACUUUGGCGCCACUACUUCCAUGGCACAGAUGGUCUGAUCUAUGUGGUGGACAGUUCUGACCGUGACCGAAUCCAAGAUGCCAAGGAAGAAUUGGACAAGAUGCUGCAAGAGCAGGAGAUGGAGAAUGCUGUGCUGCUGGUCCUUGCCAACAAGCAAGACUUGCCCAAUGCAAUGACUGCUGCUGAAGUCAUGGAGAAGCUGGAACUGCAGAAACUUCGACAUCGGAAAUGGUUCAUUCAAUCCACGGUCGCUCCCACUGGCGAUGGCCUCUAUGAGGGUUUGGACUGGCUUUCCCGAAGUCUCUGCUCCCGCGAGUAA
Messenger RNA from Cladocopium goreaui, 3279 nucleotides. Lineage: Eukaryota; Dinophyceae; Suessiales; Symbiodiniaceae. The record is from the annotation of a GenBank genome assembly.